AUGCUCCGUCUGCAGAGGGUCGAAGGGAAUUGCUAUGAUCCAUCUCUACAACCAGAAAAAAUUUUGCUAAAACCGACUGUCACUCGUCUCGGACGCAGUAAUGAAUAUUCAGAUGUUGUUAUUGACAGUGUGAUAUCUCCUUUAAUGAUCAGUCGUGUUCACGCUGAAAUUUAUUUCAACAAUGGAAAAUUCAGAAUUGAUUGUAAAGGACUGAACGGGCUGCUAGUCAACAAAACAAAGCGCAGCUCUGCCGUCCUAUGCGAUGGUGAUGUUGUUGUCUUUGGAGGUGCUGGCGUUAAAACGAAAGAAGGACAGAGUUUGUCAGCUUACGAUUCGGAGCUUGUGUAUGUUUUUAAUGAGGUCUGCCAGAAUGAUUCUGAAGAAGUGGGCUCCCUUGGGGAAGGAACAAGCGAUGGAAGCGUGCGAAGGCGAAGUAAACGGAAAAAGCCCGCAUCACUAAGUGAAGGAGUGAGCUCUCCAUGUGAAAAGAAGACUAAAGGCAGCAUGGACAAUAAGCAGGUUUUUGAAGUUGAUCAAAAAGCUGAUCCACAAGAAGAAGUAAACAUCAGUGAAGUAGAUGAAAGCAGAUCAAAGAAGUGCUUGAAAGAUUUAAAUGAGGAGCUACUUUGUUGUAUCUGUCGUGAACUGAUAGUAUUGGCACACACUUUGCCUUGCUCACACACUUUCUGUUUUGGUUGUAUCAGGGACUGGCUUUGUCAUUCAAAAGACUGUAGAGCAAAGGCUCAACUCAAGUCUGCUGUACCAGUGAAGGUGCUAGACAAUACAAUAAACAAAGUAGCAGAAGAAGUUCUUUCUCCAGAGGAACUUGAAGAAAGGCAGCUAAAAAUUCAGAAGAUGAGCAAAGAAGCCAAAAAGGAAAAUGGGAAGAAAGUUGUGCCUGUUUCAUCAACCAGUGAUAGUGAAAGUGAAGAUGAUGAAAGUGAAUCUGUGCAAGAAAGUAAUGACAGUGACGAUUACUCAGAAGAGGAGUCUGAUGACAACGAUUAUUCUUAUGGUGUGGAGCAUGCCCGCAGUGGUCGUGCACUGUGCAGAACUUGCGGUAGUCUCAUUGCAAACAGGUCUCUAAGAUGGGUUGUGGCGUUCAACACCCGACAUGGAUAUCGUCAGUACAGGCAGAAGUAUUAUCACCAUUUAGAGUGUUAUUUACCUCCUGACCAUGUGACAUUUGAGAGGCUUUCUAUAUCAAGUGACCUUUCAAGAGCUGACAGGAGACUGGUGACGGCGAGACUGAGAGAAAGAUGA
Pocillopora verrucosa is the source of this 1263-nucleotide messenger RNA. Lineage: Eukaryota; Metazoa; Cnidaria; Anthozoa; Scleractinia; Pocilloporidae. The record is from RefSeq and is a predicted model, not a curated record.